AUGGCAUUACCUUUGACACCAGGUUUGACACCAACAGAGGUCGCAUUUCUCUGUGAGAUGGAAAUGGUUACAGUAGUUCCACGCCAGAAACUGGAAAGCUUAGAUUUACUCGCAGGCGCAACACAACCUCUGCGACCACCUCACCGAGUUCCGCUACCACUCUGGCUUGCUCUCCUCCUGAAGCGCCAACGCAGAGCCAACAUCCUCCCCCCACCAUGGCUCUUCCCCGCCUCCCUCGACAAAAUCCUCAAACACGAAACCGAAAUAUCCCCCGAGACAUUCUCUCCCCCUCCACCGCACCCCUACGCUAUAUCCGUCCUCCCCAGCGCAACAAACCACAUCUCGCCCCCCUUCCUGCCCUCGAGUACCGCCGAUUCGCCCCCCGACUACCUUCCAUACCAUUGGCUCGAGCUCGGCGAGAUCUUACUCGAGGCUUGUAGUGACGAUAUCCCGGAUCCUGAUAGGGUAAGGACCGUGUUGCGGGGCCUCAGAGAGGUCAGGAUGGCGAAGAUGAGGGCUAGUACGAAGGAUUUGGAGGGUGGCGGCAUUAGUAGUCUGAGGGGUGUAGGUGCGAUGGAGGUUGCGGAGGGGAGGGAGUUUAUGGUAGGUGUUAUGGAUGGGUUGAGGAAGCUUGGGGCUAGUAGAGAGGCGGCGAGACGGGAGAGGGAGGAGGAUGAGGGGGGGUGGAGCCGGGCAGGGCGAUAG
This is a messenger RNA of Lachnellula hyalina, 705 nucleotides long. It is a transcript of the gene PSF2, whose product is annotated as DNA replication complex GINS protein. The transcript has 2 exons. The record is from RefSeq and is a predicted model, not a curated record. Gene Ontology annotation, biological process: DNA replication; double-strand break repair via break-induced replication. Bases 1 to 705 code for a protein of 234 amino acids. Gene Ontology annotation, cellular component: GINS complex; nucleus. Lineage: Eukaryota; Fungi; Ascomycota; Leotiomycetes; Helotiales; Lachnaceae.